AUGUCCCCUACCGCCGACCUAAACCGCAGCAGCAGCAGCAGCAGCAGCGACCCAACACCAGCCUUCCUCGACACCCAACCAGGCCCAGACCACGACUGGAGAAUCACCCUAAAGGACAAAGUCAUCGCAAUCACCGGCGCCAACAGAGGAAUCGGGCUAGCCAUCGCCGAGGUCUGCCUAGCCAACGAAGCAGCAGCAGUGAUCAGCCUGGACCUAUUCGAGCCCGGGCCAGAGUUCCUCGCCCUGCAAGCAGCGCACGCGAAGUGCCUCCAAUACAUAUACUGCGAUGUGACAUCCGAGCAAAGCAUCAGCUCAGCACUCGAUACAGCCAUUGCCUCACGGGGCGCCAUCCACGGGUUCGUCGCAAAUGCCGGAAUGACGAAGCACCAGCCCGCGCUGGACUUUAGCCGCGCACAGCUGGACCAGCUGUUCAAUCUGAAUGUGUUUGGCGCGUACUUCUGCGCAACGGCGGUCGCGAGGAAGUUUAUUGAGCUGGGAAUUAAGGGCUCGAUUGUGUUUACGGCGUCGAUGACUUCCUAUCGCCCGAACCGCGCUGCGCCCUCGGCUCCUUAUGGGGCUACGAAGGGGGCUGUGAGGAAUAUGGUGCAUACGCUGGCUAUGGAGUGGGCGAAGCAUGGGAUCCGUGUGAAUUCGAUUUCGCCCGGGUUUAUUAAGACGGCUAUGACAUACUUUGUGGAUCAGGCGCCGGACUGGAAUCUCAAGAUGCAGUACUACGGCGGCAUGCCGAGAUUAGCUGAGCCCAAGGAGCUUGGUGGGGGGUAUGUGUAUCUGCUCUCAGAUGGUGCGUCUUACACGACCGGUAUCGACAUUCCAAUUGCUGGCAUAGUCGGAGCGUGGUAA
Aspergillus puulaauensis is the source of this 861-nucleotide messenger RNA. RefSeq lists its product as uncharacterized. The record is from RefSeq and is a predicted model, not a curated record. Gene Ontology annotation, molecular function: oxidoreductase activity, acting on NAD(P)H, oxygen as acceptor. Bases 1 to 861 code for a protein of 286 amino acids. The transcript has a single exon. NCBI's taxonomy places the organism in Eukaryota, Fungi, Ascomycota, Eurotiomycetes, Eurotiales, Aspergillaceae. Gene Ontology annotation, cellular component: intracellular anatomical structure.